AUGAAGUUCUCAGUCGGAACGGUCUUGGCUCUCGCCAUAUCUGCGGCUACCCCUAUCGCCGCCCAGAUCAACGACGACGGCGAUUUCAACCUCGAGGCCCGCGACGCUGGUUUUGAAGAAGCCAUCCCUUAUCUUGAGGCUAGGCAGGCUGAACCUGACUUCGAGGAAAUCGACCUCGAGGCCCGGGAUAUCGACCAAGACCUUGAGGCCCGCGAUGUCGAGCUAGAGCUUGAGGCCCGCGAUGUUGAGCCAGAGCUUGAGGCCCGGGACGUCGAGCCAGAGCUUGAGGCUCGGGGCCUGACUUCCGGUAUCUGCUAUGACUCAUUCUGCCCCAACCUUUAUAAGUACUACAUCACCGGGGUCCGCGGCUAUAAAAAGUGCAAGGGCCUCUGCAAUACGAUUAUCGGGUUAAAGAACCAGGACGAAAUCACGUACUGCCUCAGACUAUGUGACCUCAGAAAACCCGGCAACCUACGAAAAGCCUGCCAAACUCUCUGCUUCAGGACCUUCCCCAGUCAAAUAAAGCUAGAAUAA
Molecule: messenger RNA, 534 nt
Organism: Ustilaginoidea virens
Lineage: Eukaryota; Fungi; Ascomycota; Sordariomycetes; Hypocreales; Clavicipitaceae
Exons: 1
Coding region: 1-534 (177 amino acids)
Source: RefSeq, a predicted model, not a curated record